CAGCAACACAACACAAGCCAUAGUCUUGUCGUGGGAAUACGAACACAACCUUCAAAAGCCCUAAUAAAAUCCACUCUCUCUCUCUCGUUCGCUCUUGUGUUGGCUGUAAAAGAUGAAGUUCAGGGUUUUUCAGAGACUCUCUCUCAUUGCCCAUCAUCACACACUCCUCAGUCAUCUUCAUCAGCAACGUCUCUGCUUCACUUCGUUUCUCCGGAAGUUUCAGACCACCCAAGCAAGAUCUUCCAUCAAUGGCGGAAGAAGUAAUAGUUCCAAAGGUGACUCAUUUUUGGUGCCUGGUGCAACCUUGGCAACUAUUGUAAUGCUUGGUGCUCUUCAUGCUCGUCGUCUCUAUGGUGACAAGAAGCUUGAAGAGGCAAGGGAGAAUGGAAUUGAAAUUGAGUUUCAACCCGAUGUAAAAGCUACAUUCUUGAGAUUGCUACCACUGCGCUCCAUUUCCAGAUUUUGGGGUUUCCUGGCUAGUAUGGAACUUCCUAUCUGGAUUCGUCCAUAUGUUUAUAGAUCCUGGGCUCGGGCAUUUCAUUCAAAUUUAGAAGAAGCAGCAAAACCUUUGGACAAAUAUGCAUCUUUACGAGAGUUCUUUGUCCGCACCCUUAAAGAUGGUUCUAGACCAAUUGAUUCUGACCCAUGUUGUCUGAUUAGUCCAGUGGAUGGCACUAUUCUAAGAUUUGGAGAGUUGAAAGGAGCAGGUUCCAUGAUUGAGCAAGUUAAAGGAUUCUCCUAUUCUGUAUCUUCUCUUCUUGGUGCAAGCCCAUUCCUUCCUGUGAUAGCUGAGGAAGAUAUUCAACAAGAUAGUGAGGGACAAGAAAUAAUUCCAAGACAUGAGAAUAAAAAGUCUUGGUGGAGAAUUAGUCUGGCUUCUCCUAAAGUUAGGGACCCAGCACCAGCAAGUCUAACAACGGGCCUUUUCUACUGUGUAAUUUACUUGAAGCCUGGAGAUUAUCAUCGAAUACACUCUCCAGUUGAUUGGAAUGUUCUUGUUCGUCGGCAUUUUUCAGGUCGGCUUUUCCCUUUGAAUGAACGUGCUGCAAGAACAAUCAGGAACCUCUAUGUUGAGAACGAAAGAAUUGUGCUUGAAGGCCGAUGGCAAGAAGGUUUUAUGGCAAUAGCAGCAAUAGGUGCAACAACUAUUGGGUCAAUUGAGCUUUUCAUUGAACCUGAACUCUGGACAAAUCAGACAAGAAAGAAUUUACUGCACUCGGAGCCACCUGAAGAACGGGUUUAUGAACCUGAAGCUGUCGGUGUGAUGCUUAAGAAAGGGGAUGAGGUAGCUGCUUUCAACAUGGGAUCAACAGUGAUACUCAUAUUCCAAGCUCCCAUAUCAAAAUCACUAGAAGAUGAUUCUGCUUCAUCGGAGUUCAGGUUCUGUAUCAAACGUGGGGAUAGAAUCCAUGUUGGAGAAGCACUGGGAAGGUGGCAUGAUUCAUAGCAACCAGUCCCCAUGUAUACGAUUUAGCAAAGACUCGUUUUGUAUGGCUAUGAUUUUGCAAAUGCUGACAAUCAUCUUUUGAGCUGAUCAAAUUUUUGCUUCACGUUACUUGUAAGGAUAGAGGCUAUUAUAUAAAAUUCCAGUUUGUUCCCAAGUGAUUUUAA
Messenger RNA from Camellia sinensis, 1611 nucleotides. It is a transcript of the gene PSD1, whose product is annotated as phosphatidylserine decarboxylase 1. The record is from RefSeq and is a predicted model, not a curated record. Gene Ontology annotation, biological process: phosphatidylethanolamine biosynthetic process. Gene Ontology annotation, cellular component: mitochondrion. Gene Ontology annotation, molecular function: phosphatidylserine decarboxylase activity. NCBI's taxonomy places the organism in Eukaryota, Viridiplantae, Streptophyta, Magnoliopsida, Ericales, Theaceae.